Molecule: messenger RNA, 2563 nt
Organism: Mucor mucedo
Lineage: Eukaryota; Fungi; Mucoromycota; Mucoromycetes; Mucorales; Mucoraceae
Product: kinase-like domain-containing protein
Exons: 5
Coding region: 154-2499 (781 amino acids)
Biological process (GO): protein phosphorylation
Molecular function (GO): protein serine/threonine kinase activator activity; protein kinase activity; ATP binding
Source: RefSeq, a predicted model, not a curated record
GGGGAUUGUUUUUGUGCUUUGGAGUUACUUUGUUAGACUAUACCUAUAAAUUUUUUUUUUUUUUACCCCUUCUUCUCCCCCCCCCCCCUUUUUUUAUAACCCACUUCUUGUUAUAUACCUCAUAGAACUACAAGAAUAAGCAUUUUUUGGACCAUGGAACGUAUUGAUAGUAUUCAUUCCUCUAGUUCGUCAGAUGACAAUGUUCGAAACCCGAAACCCAUAUUAAUAUCCAGUCCUCCAUCUCAUCAUCAAUCGAGAAGAUCCAUCAGUGGUAUCGAUAUCCUGAACGGCUUAAAAAUUAUGACUUCAGGCGGUACAAGUAUCUUGAACAACUUGAAUGACAGCAAUAUACCUCCUUCACCUGUACCUUCUCAGUUAAUAUCAGAACAUCAUUUCAGUCACAUUGAUGACUUUGAUAUCAAGGAACCCAUCGGCUAUGGUUCUUCUGCCAUUGUUUAUAAAGCCAUCUACAAACCCUCUGGUAAACGCAUGGCUCUAAAAAUGAUUGACCUUGAUAAAUUUGAACGAAAUCAAAUUGAUGAACUCCGACGUGAAACUGCAUUAAUGGCAUUAUCCAAACAUCCCAAUGUAUUGCGUGUCUAUGGUUCCUUUGUACACGGAUCUAAAUUAUACAUUGUCACACCUUUUUUAGGAGGCGGAUCCUGUCUCGAUAUCAUGAAGACUCGUUUUCCCAACGGGUUGGACGAAUUUAGUAUUGCUACUAUUUUAAAGCAAGCCUUGGAAGCGUUAUUGUAUUUGCAUAAAAAUGGUCAUAUUCAUCGUGAUGUGAAAGCUGGUAAUCUAUUGAUGGAUGAUGAUGGAUCUGUUCUCUUGGGAGACUUUGGUGUGUCUUCAUCCCUCAUGGAAACAGGUGAACGAGGUAUGCGAAAGACGUUUGUUGGCACGCCUUGUUGGAUGGCACCGGAAGUGAUGGAACAGGCAGAAUACGAUUACAAGGCAGAUAUUUGGAGUUUUGGCAUCACGGCGAUUGAAUUAGCUACGGGACAUGCACCAUUUGCUAAAUACCCUCCAUUGAAAGUACUCAUGAUGACACUUUCCAAUGAUCCUCCUACUUUAGACCGUGAAGGAACCGUUCAUAAAUACUCUAAAUACUUUAAAGAAAUGAUUGAUACCUGUCUCUCCAAAGAUCCCUUAAAGAGACCGAAUGCCGAAAAAUUAUUGUUACACCCAUUUUUCAAACAAGCCAAGAGAAAGGAUUACUUAUGCAAGACAAUUUUAGCAGAGUUACCACCAUUGGAACAACGACCUCGAAAGAUCAUGCCUCAGAAACAAGUCACGAUCAUACGUACCGAUGAAUGGGAUUUUGAUGACGAUGAAGAGGAGGAAGAGGAUUUGAUAGAUGCGAAUGGGGAUCCUCUCAUGAUCAGUCACCUAGGACAACAACAGCCCAUACAACAGCAACAACAACAGCAGCAACAACAGCAGGAGAACUCGAAAAAGGCAGCCACGAAACGACAUAUUUCCUUUGGCGAUGUGGUGGUGCGUAGUAAUAGUAUGGUGCAUCCUUCAGAUCCAGUACCUACCCCUCCUACUACUACUACUGCAUCGGUGGUAGGUACCCCACCUCGAAAAUCUCGGUUUGUGAUUGAAGAGACUUCUUCACGCGACCCAACGGACACGUACAAUUCCAGCUCAGUGCGUAGUUCCAGCCCUAUGUUAGAUGAGGAAGUGACGCAUGAUGGUGAAAUCAUGAAGGGUCGAUUUUAUGUCAACCAACAAAAUAAACCUGAUUCUUCACUCGCUGUUGUAUCACCCGCUGGAGAAGAGGAUGUACCGAUGCAUGGAUUACACAAGAUACCUAGUCAAGACACAUUGAAUGUCACUGACCGUAAAUCACGAUUUGAAAUUUCUUCUUCUACUACCUCACCCAUGAUGUAUCAACCCGUACCUCUUUCUCGUGACAGCUCAAGUUAUUCCUCUUCCUCUAACCCUACCAGUGGACGUAGUACGACAACAACAACGACAACAACAGCGGUGACGGAAAAACGAUACCCGGAUACAAGUACAUUGACUAGUGAAAAUAUCGCGUUAUUAACGGAAUCAUCACGUAAGAUUGGUCGAUUUGAAUUGACGGGUGGAUCUGCUUGUUCAUCUGUGGAUGUGACACCACGAGGUAGUAUCUCUUCGAGUCAUGUGGAACAUCCCAUGACGAUGCAUGGACAUCAUGCUCAAUCGCAUUUGUCGAUUGAUUCGAAUGCGUCUAGUCCUCAAUAUCAGAUUGAAGAAUUACUGCGAUUUAAUGAAUCCCAACGCAUCAUUUUGCAGGAACUCAGCUUGGCAUUUAACAAGAAACCCACAGCGAUGACGACGGACGUGGUGGAGGAUACUUACAUGGAAGAUUGUCAAGUGGGUGAAGAGAUAUCGAGUACAGUGGAACAUUUAGAUAAAUUAAUUCAAUUGACGCUCAAGGAAAAUAUGCAGUUACAAAAAGAGAAUGAAGCAUUAAGACGAGAAUUGAAGGAACUGAAAUCAAACUAAAAAAAAAAAGACACUUAUUUUCUCUCUCUCUCUCUCUCUCCUUUUUUUUUUUUUUUUUUUUUUU